Messenger RNA from Humulus lupulus (European hop), 719 nucleotides. RefSeq lists its product as uncharacterized. The transcript is spliced from 2 exons. Lineage: Eukaryota; Viridiplantae; Streptophyta; Magnoliopsida; Rosales; Cannabaceae. The record is from RefSeq and is a predicted model, not a curated record. Bases 60 to 434 code for a protein of 124 amino acids.
UAGUAGAGAGAAGAACAAAGGUAUUUUUGGCUUUGUGGGCUGUACUACUACUCCUACUAAUGGCUGUGUCUCUGACUCUGUAUCACACUCCAUCUCUUCCUCGAUUGCUUCCGCGCCAUCAAAACCAGCAGAGACCCACUUGGAGAUUUCUUCAGCUGCGGUGCUCCAUCGACCCAAUUAAGAAAACGACCCUUAGAACUUGCAAGAAUUGCAAAACCCAGUUCGACAUUUCUUUCAAUCACCCUCGAGCUUGUCGUUUCCAUACUUCUCAUUUUGGUGGAGAAACGAAGAGGAAAUUCGAGAGUGUGUAUUCUGGGGGCACAAUGGAUACUCCUGACUCUGGCCAGGUUUUCCAAUAUUGGCAUUGUUGUGGAUCUGAAGAUCCCUUAAGCCCUGGAUGCACUGCUGCUCCUCACGCAUCCUACGACGACUGAAUUCACACUGAAUUCAGUAAACAAUCUUCCACACUGAAUUCACUUCCUUCCUUCCCUUAACAUAAUUGAUGUUUUGUUCAUUCUGUGACUUUGUAUAUCUAUAUUGAACAACAGUUUAUUCCUAUUUAGGGUUUAAAUUAUUACCAAUAUGAGGUUGAUGCUGUAGUUUGAAGACAUGUUACCUACCCUUUACUAGAAUCCUGACUUGCUACUUAUCUCCUUUGCUCCUCUGUUUGUAUGCAAAAUAAUAAAGAAGUUUUGGGAAGGAGUCUCAUUUUGGCCUCA